AUGUCGAAGCGCGACAUCGUCUUCACCAAUGUUACCGUUGUCCAGCUACUGCGACAGCCAUGCCCAGUGGCCAGACCACCACCACCACCGCCACCACCGGAGCCCAAGAUUGAGGCUGAGCCAGAGCCCCCACCUGAGCCCCAAGUAGUCGCUGAGGAGCCUGUCGAAGAAGAGCCACCGCCACCGCCACCCCCACCCCCGCCACCCCCACCCCCGCCACCCCCACCGGUUCAGAAGCAGUUGAUUGUUGGCAUCAAUGGAUUUGGACGCAUCGGCCGCCUGGUGCUGCGUGCCUGCAUGGAGAAGGGCAUUAAGGUGGUGGCGGUGAAUGACCCCUUCGUUGACCCAGAAUAUAUGGUGUACAUGUUUAAGUAUGAUUCCACCCACGGCAGAUACAAGGGCAGUGUGGAGUGCAAGAACGAACGGCUGGUCGUGGACAAGCAAGAGAUCACUGUUUUCCAUUGCAAGCAGCCCAAAGAAAUCCCCUGGAGUUCAGUGGGGAACCCCUAUGUGGUUGAGUGCACAGGCGUGUACCUCUCUUUAGAGGCAGCUUCGAACCACAUCACGGCGGGGGCCAAACGGGUGGUCAUCAGCGCACCCUCACCGGACGCACCCAUGUUCGUCAUGGGUGUCAAUGAAAAGGACUAUAACCCCAACAGCAUGAAGGUCGUCAGCAAUGCGUCCUGCACCACCAAUUGCCUGGCCCCCCUGGCCAAGGUCAUCCAUGAGACAUUUGGGAUUGUGGAAGGACUGAUGACCACAGUCCACUCCUACACAGCCACCCAGAAGACCGUGGAUGGGCCCUCAAAGAAGGCCUGGCGAGAUGGGCGAGGCGCCCACCAGAACAUCAUCCCAGCCUCCACAGGGGCUGCCAAGGCCGUAGGCCAGGUCAUCCCGGAGCUGAACGGGAAGUUGACAGGCAUGGCAUUCCGAGUGCCAACCCCAGACGUGUCUGUGGUGGACCUGACCUGCCGCCUGGCCAGGCCGGCCCCAUACAACGACAUCAAGGAGGCUAUCAAAACGGCCGCCAGGGGGCCCCUGGCUGGCAUCCUUGCCUACACUGAGGAUGAGGUGGUCUCCUCCGAUUUCCUCACGAACCCCCACUCCUCCAUCUUUGAUGCCAAGGCCGGCAUAGCUCUCAACGACAAUUUCGUGAAGCUCAUUUCCUGGUAUGACAAUGAAUACGGUUACAGUCACCGGGUGGUCGACCUUUUGAACUACAUGUUCAACCAAGAGAAGUGACAAGACAACAGUCAGCCCCCUCCACCCGCACCCCCAACCCCCCUUUCAUCCCUCCUUACUUCCCUGGUGACCUGCAUCAUCUCCCCUUCUCACCCCGGCUCCCGGGAGGGAAGGUGGGCACCGUA
This is a messenger RNA of Echinops telfairi (small Madagascar hedgehog), 1367 nucleotides long. It is a transcript of the gene GAPDHS, whose product is annotated as glyceraldehyde-3-phosphate dehydrogenase, spermatogenic. The coding region runs from base 1 to 1242 and encodes 413 amino acids. Gene Ontology annotation, molecular function: NAD binding; NADP binding; oxidoreductase activity, acting on the aldehyde or oxo group of donors, NAD or NADP as acceptor. The transcript has 11 exons. Gene Ontology annotation, biological process: glucose metabolic process. NCBI's taxonomy places the organism in Eukaryota, Metazoa, Chordata, Mammalia, Afrosoricida, Tenrecidae. The record is from RefSeq and is a predicted model, not a curated record.